AUGGUGGACUACCACGCGGCGAACCAGUCGUACCAGUACGGCCCCAGCAGCGGGAGCAACGGCGCCGGCGGCGGGGGUAGCAUGGGCGACUACAUGGCCCAGGAAGACGACUGGGACCGGGACCUGCUGUUGGACCCGGCCUGGGAGAAGCAGCAGCGCAAGACCUUCACAGCCUGGUGCAAUUCCCACCUGCGGAAAGCCGGCACGCAGAUCGAGAACAUCGAUGAGGACUUUCGAGAUGGGCUCAAGCUCAUGCUCCUCCUGGAGGUCAUCUCAGGGGAGCGGUUACCUAAGCCAGAGCGGGGCAAGAUGAGAGUGCACAAAAUCAACAAUGUGAACAAAGCAUUGGACUUCAUUGCUAGCAAAGGAGUCAAGCUGGUCUCCAUCGGGGCAGAAGAGAUUGUAGAUGGCAACGCAAAGAUGACGCUGGGGAUGAUUUGGACCAUCAUCCUCAGGUUCGCCAUCCAGGACAUCUCGGUGGAAGAGACCUCUGCCAAGGAAGGGCUCCUUCUCUGGUGCCAGAGAAAGACAGCUCCAUACAAGAACGUCAAUGUGCAGAACUUCCACAUCAGCUGGAAGGACGGUCUUGCCUUUAAUGCCCUGAUCCACCGGCACAGGCCUGAGCUCAUCGAGUAUGACAAGCUGAGAAAGGACGACCCAGUCACCAACCUGAACAAUGCCUUUGAAGUGGCAGAGAAAUACCUAGACAUCCCCAAAAUGUUGGAUGCAGAGGACAUCGUGAACACGGCUCGGCCCGACGAGAAGGCCAUAAUGACCUAUGUGUCCAGCUUCUACCAUGCCUUUUCGGGAGCGCAGAAGGCUGAGACAGCCGCCAACCGGAUCUGCAAAGUGCUGGCUGUCAAUCAGGAAAAUGAACACCUGAUGGAAGAUUACGAGAGGCUGGCCAGCGAUCUUUUGGAGUGGAUCCGGCGCACCAUCCCCUGGCUGGAGGACCGCGUGCCUCAAAAGACCAUCCAAGAGAUGCAGCAGAAGCUGGAGGACUUCCGAGACUACCGGCGAGUCCACAAGCCACCCAAAGUGCAAGAGAAGUGCCAGCUGGAGAUCAACUUCAACACUCUGCAGACCAAGCUGCGUCUCAGCAACCGGCCUGCCUUCAUGCCUUCCGAGGGCAGGAUGGUCUCGGAUAUCAACAACUGUUGGCAGCACCUGGAACAGGCCGAGAAGGGCUACGAAGAGUGGCUGCUGAAUGAGAUUCGCAGGCUGGAACGGCUUGACCAUCUCGCAGAGAAGUUCCGGCAGAAAGCCUCCAUCCACGAGGCCUGGACUGAUGGGAAGGAAGCCAUGCUGAAGCACCGGGACUAUGAGACGGCCACCCUGUCAGACAUCAAAGCCCUCAUCCGCAAGCACGAGGCCUUCGAGAGCGACCUGGCUGCACAUCAGGACCGCGUGGAGCAGAUUGCAGCUAUUGCCCAGGAGCUCAAUGAGCUGGAUUACUAUGACUCCCACAAUGUCAACACUCGGUGCCAGAAGAUCUGCGAUCAGUGGGACGCCCUUGGCUCUCUGACCCACAGUCGCAGGGAGGCCUUGGAGAAAACAGAGAAACAGCUGGAGACCAUUGACCAGCUGCACCUGGAAUACGCCAAGAGGGCAGCCCCCUUCAACAACUGGAUGGAGAGUGCCAUGGAGGACCUCCAGGACAUGUUUAUCGUCCAUACCAUCGAGGAGAUUGAGGGUCUGAUCUCAGCCCACGACCAGUUCAAGUCAACGCUGCCAGAUGCCGACAGGGAACGGGAGGCCAUCCUGGCCAUCCACAAGGAGGCCCAGAGGAUCGCCGAGAGCAACCAUAUCAAACUGUCAGGCAGCAACCCCUACACCACUGUCACCCCUCAGAUCAUCAACUCCAAAUGGGAGAAGGUGCAGCAGCUGGUGCCCAAACGGGACCAUGCCCUCCUGGAGGAGCAAAGCAAGCAGCAGUCCAAUGAGCACCUCCGCCGCCAGUUCGCCAGCCAAGCCAACAUCGUGGGGCCCUGGAUCCAGACUAAGAUGGAGGAAAUUGGGCGCAUCUCCAUCGAGAUGAACGGGACCCUGGAGGACCAGCUGAGCCACCUGAAGCAGUACGAGCGCAGCAUUGUGGACUACAAGCCGAACCUGGACCUGCUCGAGCAGCAGCACCAGCUCAUCCAGGAGGCCCUCAUCUUCGACAACAAGCACACCAACUACACCAUGGAGCACAUCCGAGUGGGCUGGGAGCAGCUGCUCACCACCAUUGCCCGCACCAUCAACGAGAUUGAGAACCAAAUCCUCACCCGAGAUGCCAAGGGCAUCAGCCAGGAGCAGAUGCAGGAGUUCCGGGCAUCCUUCAACCACUUUGACAAGGACCACGGCGGGGCGCUAGGGCCAGAGGAAUUCAAGGCCUGCCUCAUCAGCCUGGGCUACGACGUGGAGAAUGACCGGCAGGGGGAUGCUGAGUUCAACCGCAUCAUGAGCGUCGUCGACCCCAACCACAGCGGCCUCGUGACAUUCCAAGCCUUCAUCGACUUCAUGUCUAGGGAAACUACCGACACAGACACAGCCGACCAGGUCAUUGCCUCCUUCAAAGUCCUGGCUGGGGACAAGAAUUUCAUCACAGCCGAGGAGCUUCGGAGAGAGCUGCCCCCCGACCAGGCCGAAUACUGCAUCGCCCGCAUGGCACCAUACCAGGGCCCUGAUGCAGUGCCUGGUGCCCUUGACUACAAGUCCUUCUCUACAGCCCUGUACGGCGAGAGUGACCUGUGA
This is a messenger RNA of Pipistrellus nathusii (Nathusius's pipistrelle), 2736 nucleotides long. NCBI's taxonomy places the organism in Eukaryota, Metazoa, Chordata, Mammalia, Chiroptera, Vespertilionidae. The record is from the annotation of a GenBank genome assembly.